Molecule: messenger RNA, 2818 nt
Organism: Armigeres subalbatus
Lineage: Eukaryota; Metazoa; Arthropoda; Insecta; Diptera; Culicidae
Gene: Alas
Product: 5-aminolevulinate synthase, erythroid-specific, mitochondrial
Exons: 3
Coding region: 351-2135 (594 amino acids)
Biological process (GO): erythrocyte development; hemoglobin biosynthetic process; heme biosynthetic process
Cellular component (GO): mitochondrion; mitochondrial matrix
Molecular function (GO): 5-aminolevulinate synthase activity; pyridoxal phosphate binding
Source: RefSeq, a predicted model, not a curated record
UUAAGCCAGUCGUUGAUGUAACUGCCAGGUGUUGAGUACUGUUUUAGCUAGUCCUAUGACGGCGGUCUGAUACAACACAAUUUCGAACUGGUUUGAUCUGGUGGUGUGUAUCUCGUGCUUUGUGAGCAGUGCUAUCCUGGUGCUAUCAGUAGCAGAUCUACUAGGCCGCCGAAGGUUGCACAGUAACCAACCGAAAACCAGACUAUUUUUUUGUUUCAAAAGUUUAUAAGCCGAUCAGUGUGACGGAAUGACCCGCCGGUGUUAAUUUUGGCUGCCAUUAAUUGUACGUGGAGAUAAAUCAAUCAUCGACGUUUGAAGUGCCCACAUCGGUCCAGUUUACUGCAAGGAAAAUGAAUAAGCUCGUCAAUUUCGCCUCGCCAUCACUGUUCCGCUCGGUAAGCAGCAUUAAGAAGAUGCCUUGCCCAUUCCUGACCCGUCUGAGCACCAGCUACGUGCGCAACUACGCCCCGGCCCUGCUGAAGGCGUAUGGUUCGCAGUGUCCGGUGGUUGCCCGCACCAUUUCCAGCCUGCAAAAUCCACCGGCGGGAUCCGGUUCGGAUGCCGCGGCUGGGUCGGCCGGUACCGUGGCCACCAAGAAGAAGGAACCCGUUGCGGCCGCCAAGCAGCUGGAGGUGAAAACUCCGAGCCGUCACCUGAGCUCGCUGCAGCAACCGAAGGCCAAGGAGGAGGCCAAGAAGUGCCCCUUCUUGGACUCGGCGGCCCCCCACGUGAAGGAACUCGGCGCUGAGAGCGUGGAUGUUCCCGCGAGCCGUCCGUUCGAGUACGAGGAGUUCUUCCAUGAGCAAAUCAUGCGCAAGAAGAAGGAUCAUUCGUACCGUGUGUUCAAGAAGGUGAACCGUUUGGCCGAAGCCGGCAAGUUCCCACGUGCUAUGGAGUAUUCAUGGGGCGAGCGCCCAAUCACUGUAUGGUGCUCUAACGACUACUUAGGCAUGUCAUGCCAUCCGGAGGUAAAGAAAGCGGUGGCCAAUGCCCUCGAAACCUACGGAGCCGGUGCAGGUGGUACUAGAAACAUUUCCGGAAACUCACUAAACCAUGAAAAUCUCGAGAACCGUCUAGCCCAGCUUCACCAGAAGGAGGGCGCUCUACUGUUCACCUCGUGUUUCGUAGCCAACGAUUCAACGUUGUUUACGCUGGCGAAAGCUCUUCCCGAUUGCCACAUCUUCUCGGAUGCUGGUAACCAUGCUUCGAUGAUUCAAGGAAUCAAGAACAGCGGUGUGCCGAAGCAUAUCUUCCGCCACAAUGACCCUGCCCAUUUACGGGAGCUACUGUCGAAAGUUGACAAAUCGUUACCUAAGAUUGUUGCAUUUGAAACUGUGCACUCCAUGACGGGUGCAAUCUGUCCAUUGGAGGAACUCUGCGAUGUGGCCCAUGAAUUCGGUGCUCUGACCUUUGUGGACGAAGUGCAUGCCGUAGGUCUGUAUGGAGAACACGGAGCAGGAGUUGGCGAACGAGAGGGACUGCUCCACAAGAUGGAUAUUAUCUCAGGAACACUGGGAAAGGCUUUCGGCAACGUAGGUGGUUACAUUGCCGGUACGUCUCUCCUCGUCGACAUGGUGCGAUCGUAUGCUGCCGGAUUCAUCUUUACUACUUCACUACCUCCAACGGUUCUAGUUGGAGCGUUGAAGGCCGUCAACAUCUUGGCUUCGGACGAGGGACGUGAAUUACGCGCCCGCCACCAAGAAAAUGUCCGUUACCUUCGCGGUUUACUUCAGAAGGAAGGUUUCCCUGUGGAACAUACUCCAAGUCAUAUCAUUCCAGUCAAGAUCGGCAAUCCGGCCCAAUGUACCGAGCUGUCCGAUCUUAUGAUACAACGUUUCGGACACUACAUUCAAGCCAUCAACUACCCAACGGUAGCACGUGGCCAGGAGAAAUUACGCCUGGCACCAACUCCGCAUCAUACCAAGGAGAUGAUGGAUAUUCUGAUCCGCGAUAUGAAGGUUGUCUGGAAGGACCUAGGAAUGCCGUUGAACGGUUCUGCGUGCACUGCGGAAUGCACGUUCUGCCGCAAACCGCUGUUGUUCGACCGCUUCGAGGCUCGCACUAAGGCCAACUGUUCGGCUGAAAUCAACUGUCAGAUCCCCAACUGCCCGCAGAUAGCAGCUGUUGCCAACUAAGCGCCCAUGCCCACGAACGCACAAAGUGCUAAAUGCGGAGGAGAGUCAACGCCAAUAGCUCUUCUUCCCCUCUUUCCAGGUGAUGGGUCACUAUCCAGCUUUUCACUACAUACUGCUAAUUAUUCCAUGACGGAAAUGAAUUGGUGAUUGGUGUACAACGUUCAAUGUUCAACAAAUGCAGCAGCAUAUCGCAGCCACAACCCCAAAAUGUUCCAGAGGUAGACAGUUGAGCCAAAUUACAAAAUCUCGAUGUUUUUUUCAUCUUUUAAUUUGUCCAAUUGCCCGUAAAGACAUAUCUGUCCCAUAUGCGUAAAAAAUUAUAUUUGUGACAGUUAUGCUUGUAGGGGCAGCCUGUUAAUAUUAGGUUUACCCACCAUAGAUGAGAUAUUAUUACCUAAAAUUUAGUAUACUGUUUGUGAUAUAUUCAGAAGAUCGUACACAUUUUAUUUUUUCAUUGUUAUCUGUUGUUAAAUUGGAUUAUAGCAAGAAAUCGUUAUGUUUAAACAAAAUAAAGCAUCCAAAAUCUAAAUUCCUUGUAUUCGCUACGUACCUUGUAUUUUAUCCCUAAGAUGUACGAAAACUGUGUGCAUAAACCAGCAUAAUGAAACGUGUUUGUCGAUAUGUUGUUGACAAUAAACUCUGAGAAAUACAAAAUAUAAAUCUGUGUUGCAAAAGAAACAAAA